GAGAAUGGGAAGGAGAGCAUGGAUGUGUUAGCAUUCUCUCUCUAGGUAGGAUAGAGAGUAGUACUAGUAGUAUAGAAGAAGAGGGAAGCGAAGGAGGCAGGCGUCUCUUUCCCCGCUCCGCUUGGCUUUUUGCCUACCCUCCUCCUCCUCCUCCUCCUGCUACUAGUAGUAGGAGCUAUAGGUAGCUAGCCCUACUGCUCCGUAGGCGACGCCGCUGGACGGGGGGUGUUCGCCGGAGCACGUCCAUCCACGAGGCGGAGGGGGGCAUGGCGUUCCAUGGCCACCUCCCGCACGAGAUGUCCAUGCAUGCGCUCGGCGCGGACGACGCGGCGGCGGCGGCGGCGGCGGCGGCAGCGGCGGGUGGGGUUGGGGGAGGCGGGGCCCCGGCGUGGAUGAGGUACAACGACGGGAGCUUCCUGCACCUGCAGACGACGUCGGACUCGUCGGCGUCGCCGUCUGCCGCCGCCGCUGCGGCUGCCGCCGUGGCGGCGGCGGCGGCGGCCGGGGUGCAGCAGUGGAUGGGGGGAGGCGGCGAGGACGCGGUGGCCGCGAUGGGCGGCGCCGGGGAGGCGGACGCGGGCGGCGCGGCGCGGUGCAAGGCGGAGAUACUGGGGCACCCGCUGUACGAGCAGCUGCUGUCGGCGCACGUGGCGUGCCUCCGCAUCGCCACCCCGGUCGACCAGCUCCCCCGCAUCGACGCGCAGCUCGCGCAGUCGCAGGGCGUCGUCGCCAAGUACUCCGGCCUCGCCACCGCCGGGGACGAUGGCCGCGAGCUCGACCAGUUCAUGACGCACUACGUCUUGCUACUAUGUUCAUUUAAAGAGCAGCUACAGCAGCAUGUACGCGUUCAUGCUAUGGAAGCAGUAAUGGCGUGUUGGGAACUUGAACAAAACUUACAAAGUUUGACAGGUGCUUCGCCCGGUGAAGGCACGGGGGCAACCAUGUCAGACGGUGAAGACGAUCAGGCAGAUAGUGAGGCAAACAUGUAUGACCCAAGCUUGGACGGAGCGGAUAAUAUGGGCUUCGGCCUUCCAACAGAAAGUGAGCGGUCCCUGAUGGAGCGUGUCCGUCAAGAGCUAAAGCACGAGCUAAAGCAGGGUUACAAAGAGAAGCUGAUUGACAUUAGAGAAGAAAUUCUUCGCAAGCGGAGAGCAGGAAAGCUCCCAGGAGACACGACUUCUACAUUGAAAGCCUGGUGGCAGUCUCAUGCAAAGUGGCCAUACCCAACAGAGGAAGACAAGGCACGGCUAGUCCAAGAAACAGGGCUACAACUAAAGCAGAUCAACAACUGGUUCAUCAACCAAAGGAAAAGAAACUGGCACAGUAACCCAUCUACCUCCUCCAACGUCAAAACCAAACGCAAAAGUAAUGCAGGUGACAACAAUUCGUAGCUCGCCAGAGACGAACGCCGGAGGCUGGACGCUAUUGCUGGGUUUCAGGACUGGAGGAAUUCAUCCAAAGCAAUAGGUGGAUAAUUGCUUAGAUCAGAAAUCUUCCUGCAAGAUCAGGAUCACAAGCCGUAUAUUAGAGAACCAGUUAUUUAUAGACGAAACUAAUUGCAUCUAUAAGUAAGCAUAUAUAGUUCUGUAAGCGCUUGAUUUGAUGAAAAGGGGAUUUUUUUUCCAAAGGGGGUUGUAUAAAAUGACGAAAUUUAUAUUUGAUCUUCUAGAUACCGCUCGGUAAUACUGCCCAGUGGAUUCUGGAUUGGCGUUGAUGUUUUUGUUCUCCAUACAUCGUAGACAAGUGGUUGAACCAUCCGCUUCAAA
Messenger RNA from Oryza brachyantha (malo sina), 1766 nucleotides. Its product is annotated as homeobox protein knotted-1-like 13. The transcript has 6 exons. Gene Ontology annotation, molecular function: DNA binding. Lineage: Eukaryota; Viridiplantae; Streptophyta; Magnoliopsida; Poales; Poaceae. Gene Ontology annotation, cellular component: nucleus. Gene Ontology annotation, biological process: regulation of DNA-templated transcription. The record is from RefSeq and is a predicted model, not a curated record. Bases 267 to 1391 code for a protein of 374 amino acids.